Mollisia scopiformis is the source of this 1122-nucleotide messenger RNA. Its product is annotated as subunits of heterodimeric actin filament capping protein Capz. Gene Ontology annotation, biological process: actin cytoskeleton organization; barbed-end actin filament capping. Gene Ontology annotation, molecular function: actin filament binding. The record is from RefSeq and is a predicted model, not a curated record. NCBI's taxonomy places the organism in Eukaryota, Fungi, Ascomycota, Leotiomycetes, Helotiales, Mollisiaceae. The transcript is spliced from 7 exons. Gene Ontology annotation, cellular component: actin cortical patch; F-actin capping protein complex. Bases 88 to 909 code for a protein of 273 amino acids.
CUCAUACCUCGAAUAAUUUGUCCCUAUUCAUCUCGAUCCAGCAUUCUAAAGUAGGAGUGUCAUCUCUCAUAUUGGGAGUCUCCUAUAAUGGCUUCACAACUAGCCACAGUCUCAUCGUUCGUUGAGGGAGCUCCUCCGGGAGAGCUCGCAGAUGUCAUAGCUGAUAUCAAAGCCCUUACGAUCGACACUCCGAACCUCGUUACCCAACUUGGCCCCGCAUUCGAAAAGUACAACGAAGAACAAUUCGCAACAGUUAAGCUGCCGGGUAGCAGCCAACCUGUUAUAGUCAGUUCGCACAACUCUCUUGGCGGAGGCAGAUAUUAUGAUGUCGAGAGCUCAACUAGUUUUGCUUUCGACCAUUCAACACAGAAAACAAGUUCCGCACAAAGUCAUGUCCUAGAAAGCAGCAAUUCAGAUCUUGUCAAGUCAGUCUUGAAGACUCUAGGUUCGCACGUCAAGGAGCACUUCCCAAAUGCAUCCUACGGUGUUUAUCCUAUUGAAAACGAUUCAAAGAUCGCCAUAGUGGUGGUUGCCAAUAAAUACAGUCCAAAUAACUUCUGGAACGGUCGCUGGCGCUCCUUAUACACGUUCUCUCCUUCGGCUUCUUCUCUCACUGGCAGUAUCAAGGUUGAUGUUCACUAUUAUGAAGACGGAAACGUACGAUUACUGACCACCAAACCCGUCUCGGCCUCUAUUUCACCAGCAUCCGCUACCUCAAUUGUACGAGAAAUCACUGUGGCCGAGAAGAAAUACCAAGAGGAGCUAAAUAAGGGGUUUAACAACCUCAGCGAGGGCGCGUUCAAGGGGCUAAGGAGACAAUUGCCCAUCACGAGACAGAAGAUUGAAUGGGACAAAAUUGCGGGCUAUCGUCUUGGUCAAGAUAUUGGAGGGGGAACUAGUAAAAGAUAACCUUGCGACAGGUUUUAGCCUGAGAGGAAUUGAGCGCUGGACCAAGACCCAUGAAGCAGCUGGAGACAGCUAUUUGAAUAUUUGAAUCUGUGAAGCAUCAAAUAUGUAUCAUUUGCCAGGGUGGUCCGCAAGGCGGAUUUACUAGCAAAGCUAAAUGAUCAACUCUGUUUUUGCAUGAGAUUGCAAUAUAUUUAAGAUUUCGACAUAUUCCUG